This is a messenger RNA of Chaetomium fimeti, 3645 nucleotides long. RefSeq lists its product as uncharacterized. The transcript is spliced from 3 exons. The record is from RefSeq and is a predicted model, not a curated record. Gene Ontology annotation, biological process: mitotic sister chromatid biorientation; protein localization to kinetochore; mitotic spindle assembly checkpoint signaling. The annotation marks the transcript as partial. NCBI's taxonomy places the organism in Eukaryota, Fungi, Ascomycota, Sordariomycetes, Sordariales, Chaetomiaceae. Gene Ontology annotation, cellular component: kinetochore.
AUGGCGCCACAAGGCGAAGCUACGCUUCCGGCAACGCGUCGAACUCGAAAGUCCAUCGGAGGCGGCCCAUCAACGAGGAGGACACUCGACAAGGAAAAUGCGACACUCGAUGUGGGCAGCGCCACGGGCGGCACUAGGAAGAAAUCUCGGAGCAAAAGCAUGGGACCCGGCGGGCUCGAUCCCCUUAAGAUGGGCAACGGCAAUCGCAGAGCUUCCCUAGCUGUCGCAACGCCACGAUCCAUUCUGAAACCCACCGUACCAUUGAUCCCCGAUAUUCCAUCCUUCAAGCCGAAGCAAGCGUCAGGAAGCAACGAUGCCGGGAACGAUGCCGGGGGGACUAAGGUUGCCUUGCGGACCGAGGAGGAGCAGCAGGCUGCGGCGAGGGAACGGGAGGAGCGGGAGCGUGCCCAGCUUGAAAAAGAGACAAAGGACAGGAGAGAAGCAAGGAGGAAGUCGCUCGCCAACCGCCGGGUGUCAUUUGCGGCAGAGGCAACAUUACAUACUUUCCACGAUCUUGAGGAAAUGCAAGAUUCCACCACCUCUACCGACGCCACGCGCCGAGCAUCUUCGGCCGCCGGACAACCCCCCGCGCAACAGCAGCAGCAGCAACAGCAACAACACCCCGAUUCGGACCCGCCAUCUACACCGCCGGAUGAUAUAGAGGAAGAUCAUGCCGACGAAUCCCCAGCCAACCAGAGAGACCUUCAUCAACGGAACCGUCGGCGGAGCUCUGCGGCGUCAUCUACAUAUGGAUCCGACGAUACCAUUGCCUCUACAGUUUACGAUUCCGACUUUGAGCACGCCGAAAUUCAAGCAGUAGAAAUGGAAGGCUCCAGCGACGAGGAUGGGACCAUCAUGACGGUCGACGCAGAAGAGAUGACGUCGGCAUCGACGGCUUCGCCCAGGUCCGCUUUUGGUGGUGACACGUCUGGAAGUCUGGAUGAGAAUCUUCGGCUCGCUGCUCGGCGGGCUGUCACUCAGAGCAUCGACGAAGACGAGGAAGUCAUCGCGGGCUUUGCGGGGUGGGGCAGAAAGAACCCGUCGCAGGAGAGCAUCAACCAAAGCAACGUGCAAUCGAGCCACCCCCCUGACGGCGGUGCUAGCGACCAGGGCUCGGAUAUGGAGAUGGAGAUGGAUAUGGACAUGACUAGCGCGGCGGGUGGAAUUCUAUACCCCCAACUUCCGUCUCCCGACAGGGGCGAUGAAAUCAACGAGGAUCUAUCUAUGGACGUCACAACGGCCCUCGGUGGAAUCCUUUCCAAAGCCAAGGCGUUCUUGCGCCGCAAAUCCGUCAACCCCGAUGUUCAGCCGGAGCACAAUGAGGCCGACGAGCAGACCAUGGACUUUACAACGGCGGUCGGUGGGAUUCAACAGAGCAGAGUAUCUGACGGGAGUCGUGACGACACCGAAGUUAAUGAAGACAUGUCUAUGGAGUUCACGACCGCUGUGGGUGGUCUUCUACCGGGCGGAAGGCAGAACAGCCGGCGGCGGACAAUAGCUGCAGAGGAUGAUGAUGAGGACGGGGCCAUGAUGGAUGUGACAGUGGGUGUGGGUCGGAUUCUGCCCGUCGAGGCGGAGGACGGGGACGGAGAUCAAACCAUGGGGAUGGAUAUGACAAUGGCUGUGGGAGGUAUCAUCAAGUCGGCAUCCACACCAGAAGCGCGUACCGCCGCCAGGAAGAUUAUGGAGCAGGAAGCUGACGAGCCUCAUCUCUCCAUCACAUCAACCGCUGAACGCUCACAAUCCCCAAAACGCCCAGCUACUUACGUUGCGGAGGAGAAUACCAGCCCUGUGCGUUCGCCAUUUCAAGGGAGGGGACUUCGUCGCAGCCCACCCCGCGCAAUCUCACCCGCAGCCUCGCCGGUCGCAAAGCCACCGGUACAACCUAGCAGCUCCCCGAUGCGGCGCACCCCAUCGCCCAAGAGGACCACACCACAGGCACGGCGAAGCCCCGCAAAGACACCGCCCUCGGUAUUUGGCAGCAAGUCCAGUUCACCUAUGCGCAAUCUCUCGUCUCCGGCCAAGGCUACGCCGCGCUCGCCCGCCAAAUUGAAGCUUUUUCAUCAAGACCCCAGUACCGGGGUCAGCACACCUAAUGUCGUUCUCACACCGCAGGGUCGGCGGCUGUCAGGAGUCGGUGCUGACCGGCCUGGCCUAGGAUCGCCACGAGUUGCGGAGAUCUUCGACCGCAGAGAGUCCAUCGGGGAAGCAGCCCACGAUUUUGUGCCUAGCCAGCCUGCAAACCCUCGGCGAAACGUGGCCUUUGCGGAUCCGCGAGAGCUGGAAGCUGAAAUCGAUAGGGAGCAGCAGGAUGAACAAGAGAAGGAAGACAGCAGGAGGGAGUUCAAUAGCUCUCAGGAUGAUCGCGAAGGAACCCUCAACCUGAUGGAGAUGAUUCAAGGACUUAGUCCCAAGAAGAACCCGCUCCGAGGGCGGAAGAGCCUCCACGUAGGCAGUGCCCGGGGCCUCUUGGGCAAGCGGCCAGCCGAGCUCGAAGAUGAUGAGGAUUGGGAGGAAACGGACGGUGUGAAGCGCCUCAAGGGGCAUCAGGGCAGUCCGGUCAAAAACAUCAGGCUACAGUCACCGCCAUCAAAGGCCGAGACUACAACCGGCAGAAAAACACGAUCCAGCAUCAGGCCGUCGGGGCUCCCGGAUACCGGCAAUGCCACGCCGACCGUGGCAAGCUCUCCACAGAGAGCGACAACACCCAGAGACCAAGACCGAUUUAGGGGUGCUGGUGACAACCAGGCGACGACCACAGUUGAUUUCGAUCACAUUACCCCAAUGGAUGGAGGCGAAAUGCAGCAAGACGAGGAUGGGGAACGUAUUCACUUGCAAGACUUCCUCAACAUGACCAGUAUCCGUUUCAUGGAGUUGACCACGACCAAGCGGAGGCAUACGGUGGCUCCGGGCUCGUCGAGGGAAAGUACCGCUGCGGAUACGAAAGAUGACUUGUCUCUUGAGAGAUGCGUCGUUGCGGGCGCGUGCACCGUGCCCAUGCUAGAAUUGUAUCAGCACUCUUGCCGCGAGUUGAAGAAAUAUAUCUCUGAAGGCCGCCGCAUCGUUCACGAGAUCGAGACCGAGACCUUCGAAGAGAACCCGCCGCUCUUCCGAGAGUACAUGACGGCGUCGCCUGAGUUCAAGGUCUUGAUGGACAACCAAUUCAAGAACGUCAAGACCCACGCGAGACUGCUCAGCAAGGCGAUGUGGUACGAGUGGCGUAUGAAGCUGCAGGACGGCCUGAAGGAGGGGUUGCUGAAAACGGCAGAGGGCAUGGACAACGACGAUAAGCUGCUGUCGAAGCAACAGGAACUUAUAGCGUCGAUCUUGCCUGAUAUGGUCAAACGCUUUGAGGCACUGGAGCUGGAACACGGGGACCUCGAGGCCGUGGCACAGGAGCUUGCGGACUGCGACCCGCAGGACCUUGAGGAUGCACGAAGCGAGCUCGCGUCGGUAGAUAAGAGCAUUGAGGAAAAGACAAGAAAACUCGCAGAGCUCCGGCGAGAACUCGACGAGUCUGUCCAGGGCUUCGAGGCACUCACGCAACAAAAACAGCAGUAUCUAGAAGAGAUUAGAGAGGCCGACAAGAUCCGUGAGGAGUGCCGAGGGUGGUCAUCGGAGGAGAUCAGCAAGCACAAAGGUAAG